Molecule: messenger RNA, 1377 nt
Organism: Caenorhabditis angaria
Lineage: Eukaryota; Metazoa; Nematoda; Chromadorea; Rhabditida; Rhabditidae
Source: the annotation of a GenBank genome assembly
AUGAAUCGUUCGUUUUUUCUCCACUUCUAUUUUUUCUUCGUAUUCUGUGUUUUCAAGAUCAAAUGUGAUGAUUGUCCAAUUGUUAUCACAACUUGGGGUUCUUCCGGCUUUGAGCAAGCAACGAAAAAAGGUUUGAGAAUGGAUUUUUAAAUACAAAUUAAUAAAAUUUCGGUAUUUUGCAGCUGUGGAAGUUCCAGGUGAUAGAACUUUAGCAUUGGUUACUGGGUUGAGUGAAUGUGAAGCUUUGCAAUGUGAAACAACUGUCGGAUUUGGAGGAUCUCCAGAUGAAAGUGGUGAAACCACUUUGGAUGCAAUGGUCAUUGAUUCGUGAGAUUUUUAUUAAUUUUUAACAAUUAUCUCUCAAUUAAUAUACAUUUUCAAAUCCAGAACUAACAUGAGCAUUGGAGCAGUUGCAAAUCUUCAUCGAAUCAAAGAUGCCGCAAAAGUUGCUUGGGAUGUUAUGAAACAUACAAAACAUACACUUUUAGUUGGUGAAAGUGCAACAAAAUUUGCGAUUCAAAUGGGAUAUAAGGAAGAAGAUUUAUCAAAUAAUGAAACAAAAUUAUGGAUUUCUGAUUGGAAAAAAGCCAACUGUCAGCCGAAUUUUUGGAAAAAUGUUGAACCAAAUCCAGCAUCGAGUUGUGGACCUUAUAAACCAAUUACAAAACUAGUCGAGGGAACUUCAGAAAAUGUUGGCUAUGAUCCAACUGAGUGAGUAUUUUUUAAAAGAAAUAUUCAAAUAAAUUAUAAAAUGUUUUGCCUAGAAAUCCCUCACAUUUGUCUCACUAUAUUUUAUUGUGAAAAAUUGUAAACAUCUAUUCAACAUUCUCACAAAAAUUAUUUAAUUUUCUCAUUUUAUUGUAGAAGAUUUCAAACAAGAAAUUUUGUACAAUUUGUCAUUUCAAAGUCAACAUUAUUUUUCUAGUUUUCCCACGUUAACUUUUAUUUUUCAGAGUAAAUCAUGAUACAAUUGGGAUGGUUGUAAGAAGCAGUACCGGAUUCAGCGCUGGAACAUCCUCAAACGGAGCUCGUUUCAAAAUCCCCGGACGUAUUGGAGACUCUCCAAUACCAGGAGCUGGUGCUUACGCAACAGAACUUGGUGGGGCUGCAGCAACUGGAGAUGGUGAUAUUAUGAUGAGAUAUCUUGCUAGUUUCGCUGUCGUUCAACAAAUUGAAAUUGGCACGAAACCAAGUCGAGCUACAUUAAAAGUGAUUGGUCGGAUUUUGAAAGAUUAUCCAAAUUUCAAAGGCGGCAUUGUUGCGAUGGAUGCGAAGGGAAGAUUUGGAGCUGCUUGUGCAAAUUUUCCAAAAUUUCAGUUUGUCCUUGGCUUUGCAAAUGGUACAACAAUUGUGAAAUCUGUUCAUUGUAAGAAGUGA